AUGGUCAUCAUACAGCAGGGUGUGUGUAUUCGCUUUGGUAUCUCGAAGGACCCAGCAUAUUUGUUGAAGGUCUACGCACUCCCAUGCCUCAUAGCCUCUAUCACCAACCUUCGCUGCACCACUAUGAUCCAGUCAGCUCUGAGGGAUCUUCUGCAGAUUGAACCCAACCGCGGCGUAGUCCUUUAUCUUCCAGUUCCUGAAGAGAACUUUGCGACAAAUGGUGUAACUUACAUGGGCGAGAUCGCACGCUAUGAGCGCCGGACCGAUGACGAUGACCCGGGUAUCCUUCGAAAUAUCUCACGGGGCUUGAGUAGAAGGCUGAAAUCAAGCAGCACUCAGAGCGCGCCUCGUUCUGAGGCAACAACCUCUUCAUGGGACCCUGAGACCGAUGCUCAAAUGUCAAUAUCCGCGAAAGGAAAUGAUUCUUUCCACAGCGAGGGCUCUCGAGAAGUAGAAGCAUCAGGCCAAGGCAACACUAGAGGAUCCAAGAGUCUGCGACACUUCCUUUCCCGUCGUGCGCAAAAUCCUACUGAAGCAGAUGACAAGCGGUAA
Aspergillus oryzae RIB40 is the source of this 552-nucleotide messenger RNA. RefSeq names its product MIF domain protein. Lineage: Eukaryota; Fungi; Ascomycota; Eurotiomycetes; Eurotiales; Aspergillaceae. The coding region runs from base 1 to 552 and encodes 183 amino acids. The record is from RefSeq and is a predicted model, not a curated record. Gene Ontology annotation, molecular function: phenylpyruvate tautomerase activity. The transcript has a single exon.